Dentiscutata erythropus is the source of this 293-nucleotide messenger RNA. The record is from the annotation of a GenBank genome assembly. Lineage: Eukaryota; Fungi; Glomeromycota; Glomeromycetes; Diversisporales; Gigasporaceae.
CAUGUGAAAAUGCGGACAGAGAGAUAAUGAUUCGUAUAAGUAAUGCCAAGAAAACUUGUAAAUCAAACGUUGCCUUUAAUCAUAAAUUUGAUGGAGAUGAAGUUUUACAAAUUGAUGUUAAAUUACCGGAAGAUAUUAAUAUGGAUAACGAUAAUCUAGUAAUGGAGGAAUUUUUCGAUAUUAGAACCUUUGAAGAACAAACUACAACUGAAGAAGGUUUCCAUCCCCAAGAAAAUACCGUCAUCAAUGAAGAUUGGUCAAUUGAUGAUAUCUUUCGGCUUUAUAAAUUUUAG